UAUAUAAUACAGUGGUUUCGCGUAUUCCGGUAGUUUCUCAGCGGAAGACGAAAGUGAGGAUUGCUACGCAAACAAAUUAUAAUAUAUACGCUGUGUUUCUUCAUUGUAAAACAUGCAGAUCUUUGUCAAGACCCUCACUGGCAAGACCAUCACCCUUGAGGUUGAGCCCAGUGACACCAUUGAGAAUGUCAAAGCCAAGAUCCAGGACAAGGAAGGCAUUCCCCCAGACCAGCAGAGGCUGAUCUUUGCUGGCAAACAGCUGGAAGAUGGCCGCACCCUCUCUGACUACAACAUCCAGAAAGAAUCCACCCUCCAUCUUGUCCUGCGUCUGAGGGGUGGCAUGCAGAUCUUCGUCAAGACCCUCACUGGCAAGACCAUCACCCUGGAGGUUGAGCCCAGUGAUACCAUUGAGAAUGUCAAGGCCAAGAUCCAGGACAAGGAAGGCAUUCCCCCAGACCAGCAGAGGCUGAUCUUUGCCGGCAAACAGCUGGAAGAUGGCCGCACCCUCUCUGACUACAACAUCCAGAAAGAAUCCACCCUCCAUCUUGUCCUGCGUCUGAGGGGUGGCAUGCAGAUCUUCGUCAAGACUCUCACUGGUAAGACCAUCACCCUGGAGGUUGAGCCCAGUGACACCAUUGAGAAUGUCAAAGCCAAGAUCCAGGACAAGGAAGGCAUUCCCCCAGACCAGCAGAGGCUGAUCUUUGCUGGCAAACAGCUGGAAGAUGGCACCCUCUCUGACUACAACAUCCAGAAAGAAUCCACCCUCCAUCUUGUCCUGCGUCUGAGGGGUGGCAUGCAGAUCUUCGUCAAGACUCUCACUGGUAAGACCAUCACCCUGGAGGUUGAGCCCAGUGACACCAUUGAGAAUGUCAAGGCCAAGAUCCAGGACAAGGAAGGCAUUCCCCCAGACCAGCAGAGGCUGAUCUUUGCUGGCAAACAGCUGGAAGAUGGCCGCACCCUCUCUGACUACAACAUCCAGAAAGAAUCCACCCUCCAUCUUGUCCUGCGUCUGAGGGGUGGCAUGCAGAUCUUCGUCAAGACUCUCACUGGUAAGACCAUCACCCUGGAGGUUGAGCCCAGUGACACCAUUGAGAAUGUCAAAGCCAAGAUCCAGGACAAGGAAGGCAUUCCCCCAGACCAGCAGAGGCUGAUCUUUGCUGGCAAACAGCUGGAAGAUGGCCGCACCCUCUCUGACUACAACAUCCAGAAAGAAUCCACCCUCCAUCUUGUCCUGCGUCUGAGGGGUGGCAUGCAGAUCUUCGUCAAGACCCUCACUGGUAAGACCAUCACCCUGGAGGUUGAGCCCAGUGACACCAUUGAGAAUGUCAAAGCCAAGAUCCAGGACAAGGAAGGCAUUCCCCCAGACCAGCAGAGGCUGAUCUUUGCUGGCAAACAGCUGGAAGAUGGCCGCACCCUCUCCGACUACAACAUCCAGAAAGAAUCCACCCUCCAUCUUGUCCUGCGUCUGAGGGGUGGCAUGCAGAUCUUCGUCAAGACCCUCACUGGCAAGACCAUCACCCUUGAGGUUGAGCCCAGUGAUACCAUUGAGAAUGUCAAGGCCAAGAUCCAGGACAAGGAAGGCAUUCCCCCAGACCAGCAGAGGCUGAUCUUUGCCGGCAAACAGCUGGAAGAUGGCCGCACCCUCUCUGACUACAACAUCCAGAAAGAAUCCACCCUCCAUCUUGUCCUGCGUCUGAGGGGUGGCAUGCAGAUCUUCGUCAAGACCCUCACCGGUAAGACCAUCACCCUGGAGGUUGAGCCCAGUGACACCAUUGAGAAUGUCAAAGCCAAGAUCCAGGACAAGGAAGGCAUUCCCCCAGACCAGCAGAGGCUGAUCUUUGCUGGCAAGCAGCUGGAAGACGGUCGCACCCUAUCUGACUAUAAUAUCCAGAAGGAGUCCACCCUCCAUCUUGUCCUGCGUCUGAGGGGCGGCAUGCAGAUCUUCGUCAAGACCCUCACCGGUAAGACCAUCACCCUGGAGGUUGAGCCCAGCGACACCAUUGAGAACGUCAAGGCCAAGAUCCAGGACAAGGAAGGCAUUCCCCCAGACCAGCAGAGGCUGAUCUUUGCCGGCAAGCAACUGGAAGAUGGCCGCACCCUCUCUGACUACAAUAUCCAGAAGGAGUCCACCCUCCAUCUUGUCCUGCGUCUGAGGGGUGGCAUGCAGAUCUUCGUCAAGACCCUCACCGGUAAGACCAUCACCCUGGAGGUUGAGCCCAGCGCCACCAUUGAGAACGUCAAGGCCAAGAUCCAGGACAAGGAAGGCAUUCCCCCAGACCAGCAGAGGCUGAUCUUUGCCGGCAAGCAGCUGGAAGAUGGCCGCACCCUCUCCGACUACAACAUCCAGAAAGAAUCCACCCUCCAUCUUGUCCUGCGUCUGAGGGGUGGUCAAUAAAUGAUUCCAUGCUUAUACUUGAUUUUCAUGACAACCUAACUCAAUAAAAAAAAAAAAAUUAAAUUA
Xiphias gladius (swordfish) is the source of this 2461-nucleotide messenger RNA. It is a transcript of the gene ubb, whose product is annotated as ubiquitin B. The record is from RefSeq and is a predicted model, not a curated record. Gene Ontology annotation, cellular component: nucleus; cytoplasm. NCBI's taxonomy places the organism in Eukaryota, Metazoa, Chordata, Actinopteri, Istiophoriformes, Xiphiidae. Gene Ontology annotation, biological process: protein ubiquitination; modification-dependent protein catabolic process. Gene Ontology annotation, molecular function: ubiquitin protein ligase binding; protein tag activity.